GUAAACAUGCUUCCCACUUGGCUAACCGAGGAAUAUCUGCAGCCCAGAUUGAGGAGCUACUAUAAAGACGAUCAGCUGAAGAUCCUCAGGAUCUGGGCCAAGCCAGCAACUGGAAAAGGAGACAACUACGUGGGAGUUAUUGUCCGUGUUUAUGUGGACUAUCAGCAGGGUGAUGGAUCGGUUCAGAACAAAUCAUAUAUAGUGAAACAGGCCCUCACCCCGGAUGUUCCCCAGGCCAAAGUGUUUUACGAGUACGACGUCUACAAGCGUGAGAUGGACAUGUACGAAUUCAUUCUUCCCAAGAUGAAAGCGCUGCUCCAAGAAGCUGGCCUUACAGGGAAGCUCACUGCCGAUGCUAUCACUGUGGAUCGGGAAAAUAGCACUAUUAUCCUGGAAGACUUGGCGCAGUACAAAUACAUUAACACCGACAGAGUAAAGCAGAUGGAUCUGACCCACACCAAGCUGACUUUGGACCUGUUGGCCAAGUUCCAUGCUGCAUCAAUUGUUCUGCGACAGAGGCAUCAGGAACUCGUAACUGACUGUUUCUUCAUCAACUUCUUCUCACUUGGCAAAAAGGGAUACACGGAGGUCUUCACAGGACUAUUUAGGGCCUUCUUAAGGUUCAUAGAUGGGCAACCACAAUUAAAGCAAAGAUAUGGCAAGAAAUUGGAGAAAUUAAACGACCACAUUAUGGAGUAUGGAAAUAGGAUUUAUCAAGUGGAGGAGAACGAACUGCUAUCGUUGAUCCACAGCGAUUGCUGGACCACCAACAUUAUGUUCCAGUACGAUGAUUCUGGAUUACCGAAAACAGCCACUGCUAUAGACUUCCAAUUCAGCAACUACACCUCGCCUGCCCUCGAUUUGCACUACUUCUUCGCCACUUCUUUACGGGAAGAGGUUCUGGACAAGGAAUCGGAACUCGUGGAGCUGUAUUACAAUGCCCUGAAACAAAGCAUAGAGAAGCUCGCCUAUAAGGGUUUGUUCCCCAGUCUCCAGGAGUUCCUGCUUCAGUUCGAACGACGACGCUUCAUGAGUCUGUUGUCGAAUCUCUUCAAGCCUGUUAUUGUUUACAACGGCAGUGAACAGUCAUCGGACUUGUCCAACCUGUACACGGAAAACGAGGAGGGACUUGGGUUUCAAAAGGCUAUUUACGACAGUGAAGUGGUAAUCAGAAGUACUACCAGGUUUCUAGCCAUUCUUGAUAGCAAGGGGGUGUUGGAUCUUCAAUAGCCUCAAAAUAUAUUAUUUUGUUGUUGCCUUUAAUGGCAGAAAAGAUCACGGAAACAUACUUUAAGUAUGCAAU
This is a messenger RNA of Drosophila ficusphila, 1303 nucleotides long. RefSeq lists its product as uncharacterized. Bases 7 to 1230 code for a protein of 407 amino acids. Lineage: Eukaryota; Metazoa; Arthropoda; Insecta; Diptera; Drosophilidae. The transcript has 2 exons. The record is from RefSeq and is a predicted model, not a curated record.